Molecule: messenger RNA, 4700 nt
Organism: Brachypodium distachyon (stiff brome)
Lineage: Eukaryota; Viridiplantae; Streptophyta; Magnoliopsida; Poales; Poaceae
Product: pentatricopeptide repeat-containing protein At1g52620
Exons: 4
Coding region: 959-3592 (877 amino acids)
Molecular function (GO): protein binding
Source: RefSeq, a predicted model, not a curated record
GCAUCCCAGCUGAUUUAACAACAACCGUUCCGGCAAUAGGGAUGAAAUAGUGCUUUUACUGGUUUCACGCGAAGUUUCGCAGAAGAUGUCGCGCGGGUCUAUUUUAGCGCUGGAUGGUGACCCCUUGGCCUGGGCGGCAGCAAGGAGGAGGGUAUGCUUUUUUAAAGAAGAGAAGAUCGACAUCGCGCGGCUAGAAUUUUUUAUUCUAGCGGGGGGAGACGGAGAUUGACAACUUGCCUGGUGCACUAUCCUGUAAUUCUGUUCCUCCAAAAAUUCUGUUCCUUCGGAGACUGACCACUAGACCAGAGUGUGUCGUCACCUUUAGUGCAGGCGAACAAAAGGUCAUCAGGUUCAAAAUAUUCCGAUGACGUACACGAGCAAGAAUCGAUCGAUCAGCAGCACUCCUAAACACUGCAUGAGGUAGCAAAAUAAAUAACUGGGAAUUAACGUCGCACGCAAGGACGAGUUCUAUCACAUAGUUUGACAAGAACCGUUACAUCAUCAGAAUUACAGCUGCUGCUAGUCAACUAGGGUUCUUAUCAUAUCUAGCCUAGGACUAAAACUCGGUUUGGCCCUCGAGCUGAUCUAGACUCCGGAGUGAAGAUCGUCGGCUGUGGCUUCUUGUGCUUCCCCACCAUGGCGGCCGGCCUCGUCGUCGUCAGUCGUCAAUCGUCAAGAGACGGCCAAGUACUACUGCUCUCAAAGAACAGCAGCUGGAAACUCGAAGAGCGAGGGAGCUAAGCAGACAGAUACAGCCUUCGCCCAGCGGUUGCUCCGAUUCCCGGCCACGGGAGAAGCAGCUAGCAGCGGCAGGUGUCUCCGCUACGAUUUGAACUCGUCGGGAUUGCACGCAUGUGUUUGCAAAAAAAAAAAAAAAAAAAAAGGUUUUCGCUGCUAGCAACCCUUGGAUGAGGUCCUUGCCGAGGGGUCGUAUAAACCUCGCCGUUCAACGGCCACGAUGCUACUAGGAGGAGCUGCCGCUGGUCUCUGCCGUUCAAGGGCCGGGCGCUCUUCUCCCGUUCCUGCUCCUGCCGCCGCUUUGCUUGUCCUGUCCCCCACCGCCGUCUCUCCUCCCACCGACGGCGGCCGCCCGCCGCCUGAGCGUUUCAUGUCCAGGCUCCUGCCCCGCAUCACACCGCUCCCCACCCACCACCUCCGCCGCCGCCGCGCCCAAAACCCACCCAUCUCCCCCGCGCUCGCGGCGUCGCUGGCGCAGGUCCUCGCCGCGCGCUCCACGGACCCGGCCUGGCCGCGCGCGCUCGCCGCGCUCCUCCCGUCCCCGCUCCCCGACGCCCGCCUCGCCGACGCCGUCGCCUCCCUCGCCGACCCCGACCACGCCCUCGCGCUCCUCUCCUGGUCCCGCUCCCGCUCCCGCCAUGAAGCAGCCGCCCUCCCCGCCGCCACGCCCCUCGCCCACUCCGCCCUGCUCCGCCUCCUCGCGCGCGCCGGCCGCUUCGACGCCGUCGACGCCACGCUCCGCGACAUGUCCCUCGCGGGUGCCGCCGCCGCCGUGCCCACGCGCGCUUGCCUCGGCGCGCUCGUGGCCACCUACGCCGACGCCGGGAUGGAAGCCAAGGCCGCCGAGAUGUGCCAGCGCGCCAGGGAGCACCACGGGACGCUCCCCGGGGCGACGCACACCAACCGCCUGCUCAGGCUCCUCGUGGAGCGACGCCGGUGGGACGACGCGCGCAAGCUGUAUGACGAAAUGCUCGCGGAGGAAAGUGGCGCGGACGAUUACAGCACCUGCGUGAUGGUCCGGGGCCUGUGCUUGGAAGGGCUGGUCGAGAAGGGGUUGAAGCUGAUCGAGGCGAGGUGGGGCGCAGGGUGCGUGCCGAAUGCCGUGUUCUACAAUGUUCUGAUCGAUGGGUAUUGUCGGCGCGGGGACGUGGGCAGGGGAAUUUUGCUCUUGGGUGAGAUGGAGGCGAAAGGGUUGUUGCCGACUGUGGUUACGUAUGGGACUCUUAUGAGCUGGCUCGGGAGGAAGGGUGAUCUGGAGAAGAUUGCUAGUUUGCUUUCGGAGAUGCGGGAGAGAAGGUUGCCCCCCAAUGUUCAGAUUUAUAAUAGCGUCAUCGACGCUUUGUGCAAAUGCCGUUCGGCGUCACAGGCAUUGGUGGUCUUGAAGCAGAUGUUUGCAGGUGGCUGUGACCCAGAUGCCAUCACUUUCAGUACUUUGAUAUCUGGGCUUUGCCAGGAAGGGCGUGUUCAAGAGGCCGAGCGUCUUCUGAGGGAGACCACUAGGUGGGAGUUGAACCCAAAUUUGUCUAGUUAUACUUCAUUGAUUCAUGGCUUCUGCGUCAGAGGAGAAGUGAUUGUUGCCUCCAAUUUGCUUGUGGAGAUGAUGGAAAGAGGGCAUACUCCUGACGUGGUCACAUUUGGAGCACUGAUUCAUGGUCUUGUUGUUGCUGGUCAAGUCAGCGAGGCUUUACUUGUCCGGGAGAAGAUGGCAGCGAGACAGCUUCUCCCUGAUGCUAACAUAUAUAAUGUAUUGAUUAGUGGCCUUUGUAAGAAAAAGAUGCUUCCUGCAGCUAGGAACCUUAUCGAAGAGAUGCUCGAGCAAAAUGUACACCCUGAUAAAUAUGUUUACACCACAUUGAUAGAUGGGUUCAUUAGGAAUGAGAGUCUUGAUGAAGCAAGGAAAAUAUUCGAAUUCAUGGAACAAAAGGGUAUCCACCCUGACGUUGUUGGCUAUAAUGCUAUGAUAAAAGGAUACUGUCAGUUCGGAAUGAUGAAUGAGGCAGUUGAAUGCAUGAGCACCAUGAGAAAGGUUGGGCGUAUCCCAGAUGAGUUUACAUACACUACACUUAUCGGUGGCUACGCUAAGCAAGGUAAUAUAAGUGGAGCUCUAAGCUUACUGUGCGAUAUGAUGAAACGGAGAUGCCAACCAAAUGUUGUUGCGUACUCGUCAUUAAUAAAUGGAUACUGCAAGCUAGGCGAUACAGACGCCGCAGAAUGUUUGUUCGGAAGCAUGGAAUCUCAAGGUCUGUUUCCCAAUGUGAUAACUUAUACCAUUCUAAUUGGUAGUCUGUUUAAAAAGGAUAAAGUGGUCAGAGCUGCCAUGUACUUCGAAUACAUGUUGCUUAAUCAGUGUUCUCCUAAUGAUUAUACAUUGCAUUCUUUAGUUACUGGUCUGUGUAACAGCAUGGCUUCUAUCAUCAGUUCACACUGCAGUAGUACUGUUAACUUGCAUGGCAAAGGUGCUCUUUUGGACAUAUUCAGGGCUCUGGUUAAUGACAGAUGUGAUCCAAGGAAUUCAGCAUACAAUGCUAUUAUAUUUAGCCUGUGCAUACAUAAUAUGCUUGGGGAGGCAUUGGACUUAAAAAAUAAGAUGGCUAACAAAGGCUACAAACCGGACUCUGCAACGUUCCUUUCACUUCUUUAUGGCUUUUGUUCUGUUGGCAAAUCAAGGGAAUGGAGGACUAUCCUUCCUAAUGAAUUUCAGAGAGAUGAGCUUGAGGUAGCCUCUAGGUACAAAAUAUUAUUUGACCAAUAUGUAGUAAAAUCAGUUGGUUGUGAAGUCUAUAGUGUUUUUCAGUUGUAUCUUGAAGAAUGUAGAUCCUCAAAACAAAUGGAGCUUAAAUUUGCUAAUUCUUGACUCCUUGUGUGAGCAUUUGCAAAGCAUUUGGAUUUCAACUUCAGCAAGUGGAGACAGUAAGAGCAGAAUUGUUUGUAAUACCAUACCUACAGAGGAUAUUUCUUCCAGCACUCAAAUUCGAUAGUGCUAUCAGCACGACUGGAUGUCCUGUUGAAAUGAUCUCUCGUGGAGGCUUCAGGUCAAGGUCUUGGGGGCAUUUUUCGUUCUGGUCAGCCUAGGAAGAUGCUGACUUCUCAUUGGCAUCUGGAAUGGAUCUCUAUAAAAAUCACCGUGUGCCAGCUUUUAAUCAAUAAAAAUACUUUGAACAGGCAUCUGAGAUGACCUGAUUUUCUGCUAAGGUGGAUUAUCAACAAGUUCUCUUGCAUUUAAGCUGGUGAAUAACUGUGUGUUAAGUGGGAGAGCCCUUGCUCAGGAUUUUGUUCAGAGCUUGCUGUUCUGGAUAAUACGUAUGUAUAUCGAUAUUGGAAGGGGCCUUAUGAAGUUGCUCUGGCUGUUGGAGUUUUCGUGUACAUAAACACUCAGGUAGCAGUAAGACUAAAGUGACAAUGUCGGAACGCUAAUUGAUCUUUCAUGAGCCUACUGAGUCGCAAGGUGGAACUCGGAGUUCUCCCUGUGAAGUCUGAACAAAAGAAGGUUGUGCUUCUGAGAAAGGUGAAGGAAGGGCGACUUACUCAGCUGCUUCAACUGAAAGUUGCAAGGGGUGCCAGAUGGCAGAUGUGUUACUGAUUUGGUUAGACCUAGUGAUCUUUCUCAGCCUCUCUGGGCUGAGAAUUUCUGAAUUUGACUCAUAGUGUUAACUGGAGAUCUGAUUAGCAACGACAGUCGUAGGAGCACAUCUGACGACAAUGGUAGGUCACUUCAAUGGCUUGUUCAGCACUUCAGAGCCAAAAAAAGAGAGGCAGGUAUCUGAGGCAGACAAGGAAGAGCAGGUUAACCGUUAACUCACCGGCGGGUAGGAAUUAAUAACAACUGCUCGAAUGGAGCCCAAAUAUCUGUAAAAAAGAUAACUGUUCUAGAGCUAUACCAUCACUGUUGUACAGUACUCGUCUGGAAUUAAGGAGAACAGAAAAACACUGCAAAAUAUGGUUAAGCAUUUUUUUCCCCAUCA